This is a messenger RNA of Brassica napus (rape), 432 nucleotides long. RefSeq lists its product as uncharacterized. The transcript has a single exon. Lineage: Eukaryota; Viridiplantae; Streptophyta; Magnoliopsida; Brassicales; Brassicaceae. The record is from RefSeq and is a predicted model, not a curated record. The coding region runs from base 1 to 432 and encodes 143 amino acids.
AUGACUGUCUCUAAGGAGUGCAGCGCAGUGCUUCAGAACAGGCAUAUAAAGAAGCAAGGAGGCCCUGGAAAAUUCGUCCUCUAUAUCCAGAUUGGGAAGACAGUUUUCUCAUGCUCCCUGGUUGAUCUGGGAUCUAGCGUAAACCUCAUGCCCUACUCUGUAGCACGACGUUUGGGAUACACGCAUUUCAAACCAACUAGGAUGUCCUUGGUGUUCGCGGAUAGAUCAGUUAAGUCCCCGGUUGGUAUUCUAGAGGAUCUCCAAGUAAAAGUCGGGAACACCUCUGUUCCAGCAGACUUCGUAGUUCUAGAGCUGGAAGAGGAAUCCAAAGAUCCUCUCAUAUUAGGAAGACCGUUCCUAUGUACUGUUGGAGCCAUCAUUGAUGUGCGGCAAGGGAAGAUUGAUCUCAAUCUGGGAGACAUAGUCAUGUAG